Saccostrea echinata is the source of this 1474-nucleotide messenger RNA. Its product is annotated as heparan sulfate glucosamine 3-O-sulfotransferase 5-like. Bases 268 to 1251 code for a protein of 327 amino acids. Lineage: Eukaryota; Metazoa; Mollusca; Bivalvia; Ostreida; Ostreidae. The transcript has 2 exons. Gene Ontology annotation, molecular function: [heparan sulfate]-glucosamine 3-sulfotransferase activity. The record is from RefSeq and is a predicted model, not a curated record.
UAUGAGGCGCAUGUGUAUCCAAUUUGUAGAUAGUUUGUCCGCUAUCAAAACAGCACUCGGUCUCCUGACUGUUGGAAAGAAAGGAAAUGUUCACUUCAGCAUCUUUGUAAUGGUGUGAAAUGGCUAGAGGAUUUUUUUUUUUCUCAUGAAGAUGGAAGAUGUUUUAGUGAAUGUCUGAUGGAGCAGACCAAAAAAUAAGAGCAGACAUGGAAGAGACCUUCGGAUAUAAGUAUGAGUAAAUCUUAAGUGUUGACAAAGGAAAUUACUAUGAAGAGCAAGGGUCAGCGAGUCCUGUCCAUUGCCAUCAUAUUUUGUGUAACAGUAUGUUUAACAUACUACUCUAAUGUUAAAGUUUGGAAUGGUGGUCGUCUUAGUGAAUUAGGGGAGGAAUCCUUAACAGUGGGAAGUGUUCGAAAACUUCUGGAAGAUGAGGAUCUGGUAACAGAAAGAAUUCACUUUCCAGGCCAACAGAAAAGACUACCUCAAAGUCUGAUCAUCGGUGCUCGAAAGUGUGGUACCAGGGCAUUAUUGGAGUUUCUGGGCCUUCAUCCUUUGAUUCAGCCAGCAGAUCAGGAGGUACAUUUCUUUGAUAAUGAUACAAACUACAAUCGAGGAUAUGAAUGGUACAGGGACCACAUGCCUUAUUCCUAUCCAGAGCAAAUAACAUUAGAAAAAAGUCCAAGGUACUUCAUCACGGAGAAAGCACCAGAGAGAAUACAUCGGAUGAACAGUUCAAUUAAGUUAAUUGUGUUACUCCGAAACCCAACAACUCGAGUCAUUUCAGACUACACUCAGGUAUAUUACAACAAAUUAGCCAAAGGAAAGGAUAUGGAGAAAUUCGAAGAUCUGGUGAUUGACAGAAAGACAAAUGAAGUCAAUACGGGUUUCAGGGCCAUUCAAAUUAGUAUUUACUACCAUCAUCUUUUAAGAUGGCUGAAAUACUUUAAACGAGAGCAAAUUCAUGUUGUGGAUGGGGAUAAAUUAAUUACAAACCCUCUUAGUGAGAUUAAAAGAGUGGAGAGAUUUCUAGGACUUCCUUCAAAAGUGACAGAAAACAAUAUUUAUUUCAAUACAACUAGGGGAUUCUAUUGCAUGAGGACUCCAAAGACAGAGCAGAAGUGCUUAGGGUUAACAAAAGGCCGUAAACACCCUUACAUUGAACACAGUGUUCUACAGAAACUCAAUGACUUCUUUAGACCCCAUAAUAAAAAGCUUUUUUCCUUAAUAAGCCAUACAUUUGACUGGGAUUAAUAGCAGAUGAGUCAGAAAUUGUUUUUCCUGCUCAUUUUUAAAAAAAAUAUUUUUGUUUCUUCUCAAGGGAGUACUCAUAUUGCAUUUUCUCACAUUUAAAAGUCAAGAUUAUGAAACUUUAAUGUGAUUGAAGCUUAUAAAAUUAGCACAAAGAGGGAUUAAUCACUAAUAUUUAAAAUAGAGAAAACACAUGUGAAGAAUAUUUUUCACUUCCUAAAUUACC